Messenger RNA from Cucumis melo (muskmelon), 1057 nucleotides. RefSeq lists its product as uncharacterized. The transcript has 4 exons. Lineage: Eukaryota; Viridiplantae; Streptophyta; Magnoliopsida; Cucurbitales; Cucurbitaceae. Bases 16 to 930 code for a protein of 304 amino acids. The record is from RefSeq and is a predicted model, not a curated record.
AAUGGGCGCAUUCCGAUGACGAUCGCCCCUGGAACGGAGAAGCCUAUUUCUCCAUACGCCGUUCGCUUCAGCCAGGCGAUAGGCGUGUGCGUGCGAAAGACAUUUCCCGUCCGCUGUCUUAAGUGGACGGACGUUGGGAGAGAAUACAUUGAGGUCGUCAAGGGCGACCUCCAGCGAUUGUUUGUGCUUGAUUUCAAUGAUCAAGCAAUGAACAGGUUUGUUGAGCAUCAGAUGCUCACGACCUUUAAAGAGUUCCGGGCCGACUGUCAUAGACAUUUCAAAAAGUACAGCGACCCGGAGGAGGCUCGUGCCAACCCACCAAACGCAUUGGUUGGACGUGAUGAGGAUUGGCACUUCCUCUGCGACCAUUAUAUCAGCCGUGCAUUCCAGGAGCAAUCACGGACAAACAAGGCUGCUAGACAGAAGCAGCCUUACAAUCAUAGUAGCGGGUCCAAGUCGUUUCUACAACGACAGUAUGAGCUCGCUGAAAGAAGAGGGCAGCCGGUCGAUCGUGUGGAAUUGUUCCAGGAAACACACGUUCGAGCUGGGACAUUCGUGUCGCAAGCCGCCGAGGAUGCGCAUAAUCAAAUGAUGGAACUCCAAUCCCAGCCUACCCUAGAGGGUAGUCAGCCACUCUCUGAGGAUGAGAUAUGCGAUCAGGUGUUGGGUAGACGACCAGGCUACUUAAAAGGCCUUGGUUGGGGACCCAAGCCGAAGGCCCGCAGAACGGCAAAUGCAAGCAGUUCGUCGACAUCUUGUUCGCAGUCCACACAAAAAGAGAUUGAAUUACAAGCUAAACUUCAUGAAGCUUUGGAACGGAUUGAAGUACAAGAUAAAAAUCACCAAGCAUUAGCUUCACAAGUGGAAGCUAUGAAAAAGAUGAUUGAAGACCUAACUCGUGCACAACAGGGACCACCACAUGAUCCCUAGCUCUGCGGUACGUCGUAUAUGUCUCUAUUAUUCUUAAGUUUUUGCAAUAUAUGAUUAUGUAUUAAACUUAGUUAUUUUUAUACCAUUUUUAGGACCGAAGGUGUAGAAUGACGCGCAUACGCACCUC